Hippocampus zosterae (dwarf seahorse) is the source of this 660-nucleotide messenger RNA. RefSeq names its product ly6/PLAUR domain-containing protein 6-like. NCBI's taxonomy places the organism in Eukaryota, Metazoa, Chordata, Actinopteri, Syngnathiformes, Syngnathidae. Gene Ontology annotation, molecular function: acetylcholine receptor inhibitor activity. Gene Ontology annotation, biological process: positive regulation of canonical Wnt signaling pathway. The record is from RefSeq and is a predicted model, not a curated record.
AUGUACAGUGUGCACAGAUUCGUGGGAAAUAAUGUAUGUCUGGUCUCCAUAUCGACACCUUAUCGUCGAGUAUUUAAGUGCUUCACAUGUCCAGAUGCCGCAGAUAACUAUGAGUGCAAUCGCUGUGCGCCGGAUAUCUACUAUCCAAAAUAUACCAAAUACUGUUUUGCCGCCCACAUGAUGGAUCACCAUGGAGACAGGGUAUCUGUGACCAAGCGUUGUGCAACUGCGGAAGACUGCCUGGUAACAGGAUGUGCUGAAGUCACUGAUAAUAAAUGUCAGGUGUGCUCAUUCUGCUGCGAAGGGAAUAUUUGCAACUGGUUGGUUCCCCGAACGAGUGCUGCAGUUUUCUCCUCAGCUACCCCUCUGGUGAACUCAGACAGAGGGUGUCAUGCUGUGACACUGAUCGACAUCGUCAUCCUCCUCAUCAGCAGCAGGCUCAUUAUUGGAUGUAUGUGAGGCACAAACGGUGUUCAUGUCAGUUGACAUACACUGAAGGCGAACAACAACAUUAUUACAACUGAACACUCAGCUUUAUCAUAUUGUGAAAUACUGUAUUUAAUACGGGGUUUUCUUUCGUUGUUGUUUCCAAUUUCCAUAGUUGUCAGGACAGUAGUCUUAUUAAAGCGGCUGCAAGUUCAGUUCGACUGCGUCUAUUGC